AUUGGUUUUGCACUGAAUAUUUCCUGUGGACGAGCCAUGGGCCCUGAAGAUGGCCGCGGCAGGCUGCUGAAGGCACCUGACGCACCUGUUGGUGAUGAGGUUUUCAUUGAGAAUGUGGGCAUGGCAGGGUGUCUGGAGGCCUCUGACACGAUUGAGAAGGAACUCGCUAGUCCAAGAUAUCCUGAGGUCACUGCAGCCGGCUGUGCCAUCCCCUAUGGUCUUACUGAGCAAGGAUGUGCCACUAUUGAAAUGGAGGCUCCAGAGGCCACAGGGCUUUUCCCACAGAGCACGGAGGAAUUCGCAGAGGUCUCGGCCACAAGGUCGGAGAGGUCAGAGCUGCAGGGUGUGGCUGAGGCCGGCGUGCCAAAGCCAAUGAGGGAGCCGAAGAAGAAAGCAAAGAAGGCCAGGAAGAGGGAGACGAAGGUUGAAGCUAAUGCCAAAGCAACCGAAGCUGUUGAAGCAGAGAGAUGUAUUGGUGGUUUGUUCAAGUUGGACAGGUUUGGCCAGGCAGAGAUCAAAGUGGAAGUUGCAGAACCAAUUAAGGCAAAGGAGGGCUGCAUCUAUCGAAUUGAAAACGCUGGAGCGCUGGUGCAAGCGGAGAGGAAGUCAAUUGCUCGGGGAGCUUUGGACGUCAUCCCAAAGGGAAGCACACUCACGGGGGAGCUUGUGCCAGGCAUUUUCGAGGAAGGUGAUCGUGUGGAGAUCAAAGAUGACUCUAAGACCUUCAAGAAGGUCACCUUCGGCAAGAUUUGUGGCAAACUCCUGGAGGCAACCAUUGUCAGGAAAUGUGUGAAGGAGGAGGACCCGCGUUUGGUGGUUCGACUUACAUUCACCUUCGGCACGCUGCAUGGAACCUUCGAUCAAUCCGAGCUCGAGCCAGAGCGGACUCAAAGGGCUGGCGCGUCAACUGCUCCUUUGCAGAAUUCUACCGGAAACUGGACUCUGGAGAGAUGCUUGAUGCAAAUCUUCUUUACGAGGGGGGAAGAAGUGGAGGGUUGGCUUCAAAAGGAUGGUCAAUGGGUCAUGAUCAGCAGUGGGGUGCACGAGGGGCUUUACAUUCCACGAGGCAACUUGAGGGGCGAGGACACGGGUAGCGUCCUUGCAAGAUAUCGCUUUGCAGAAGACAUGCCCAAGGAUUCAGCCUAUGCAGCUGCGUUGGUGAUGUGGUGCGUCUACCGAAGUAGCGGCUGGAGCACGCAGUGCCGCUCAUAUUUUUGGUCUGCUGUGGUCAUGUACACAGUGAGCAUCAUUCUGCAAGGUUGUUUGCUGGCUUUGCUGGUCUACGUGCCAUUGUUGAGUUCGGAAGGUGGCGAUCCAGCUGCAUGUAUGUAUGGAAUAGGAGCAGCCGACAGCUUGUUCUUCCCCACAGGUUACGGCUUGACAGCCCAUGUGGGCCGUGGAUACGAAGGGUUCAAUGUGACAACUGAGAAUCGGGAAACAGAUUUCGCCCGCUAUGAAUUGCAGGUAGCAACCCAUGGAGCUUUGAAAUCCAUUAUCGGCCUAAUUGCUGGCAUGACGGGCAAUGAAUCGUUUCAUGAAACUGCGGUCAACAGCAUUUCAAGCCUAGACCCAGCUGCAGAUGGCAAGGUCUUUGGGAUCGAGACGCAUUUAUUUCGUUUCCUGGGUAUUUUCAUUUUUGUGGUGCAGUGGAGCCGAGAUUUUUGGACCUCAGUGAUACAUUUCUACCUGCUUCCUCCUUCUGGCAAGGGCCUGGGAUCAGCUUCCUGGAUCCACACCACACGCGAAGAGGUGUCUCUUCGAUUUGCUGGCUACCACAGGGCAGACGCGAAAGUUUUCAUAGUGUUAGGAGUGUUCUCCAUGGCGAUAAGCGUGUAUACGGUUUGGCUCGGUGUGGCCAUGUUGCUGAGUCUAACGACUGCAGAGGAUGUUUUGUUGAACUGUUUGGCUUUGAACUUCAUCCUCGACAUUGACGAGAUUGUUUUUAGGAGCUUUGCGCCUAUUGGAGUCCAGAAGACUCUGGAGGAGAUUGAUUUCGAGUUCUAUGAUCAAGCACGCGUUUUGUUGCCGAGCGUCGUUGUGGAGCUCUCUUUGAAUUGGAAAACAGCGCUGGCGGUGCUCUUGGCAGCUUUGUGUAGCCACCAGGUUGCAGAAGCUCCGAUGGCUUUGGUGGGAGCCAGAUUCUUUCGAGACUUUGCAGUGUCAAGGCUUGGAACACUGGCUUAUCGGUCUCCGCUUGGUGAUUUGUUUACGCUCGUGGAUCCUCCGCUGGAUGUGCAGCCAGUGGUGCAGCAACUGAGGGUUCAGGUGACGAGGACAUCAAAGGACGGGGAUCGCUUCAAGGUGCUCGAAGCUUUGCACCUGGAAAAGCGCAGCCUCCCACCUGAUGCACCACACGUUUUGCUGGAGACGGCGUCGAUGAUGGGCCUUGCUGUGCUCAGCGUGGGAUUUUUUUUGCCUGGCUCAGGAGUGUUUGUUAUGUAUGAUUGUUUUUCCUUCAUGCUAUCACGCAGCUCAUUCAGUAUACAGCAAGGGCGCUCCACCAGCUGA
Durusdinium trenchii is the source of this 2508-nucleotide messenger RNA. Lineage: Eukaryota; Dinophyceae; Suessiales; Symbiodiniaceae. The record is from the annotation of a GenBank genome assembly.